Molecule: messenger RNA, 552 nt
Organism: Helobdella robusta
Lineage: Eukaryota; Metazoa; Annelida; Clitellata; Rhynchobdellida; Glossiphoniidae
Exons: 2
Biological process (GO): lysosome localization; organelle transport along microtubule; positive regulation of anterograde synaptic vesicle transport
Cellular component (GO): BORC complex; synaptic vesicle membrane; cytoplasmic side of lysosomal membrane
Source: RefSeq, a predicted model, not a curated record
UCAGCAUCCAAAUCUCAAUCUGUCAACACAAAGAUCAUUGUUGUUGCUGAAGGAAGUACAAAUGAAGAAAAUGAAGACAAUAAUUUAUUAAAAAAAUUAGACAACAUAUCAACUGCCCAGCCAUUCCUUCCACUGACAAUUUCACUAACUAGUAAGCCACAGUUUGAUGUUAACCUACACAGAUUAAAUGGAAAACUUUGGUCUGAUCUUUUUUCCAAAUAUCAGGACCACCUGAAACAGUGUUCUGACGUUGUUUUAUUUGAUCAAAAUAACUUGGUAUCCAGAAUUAAGGAGCUGGACCUGAAUUUGCAAACUCACUAUCUAGUGUUGAUUGAAAAAAGAAAUAAGUUUGCCAAGUACACAGAGCAGGUUCAAAAAGUUCAAGAAAUAUCAUCUGCAUUGAAAAGAAUCCACAGCACAUUACAGAACACCAUUCAUACAAUGAAUAAUUUAAAUUCAUUACUUCCGCCCAACGAACAGCUGGAAGUAUUCACGCUAUCUUCAAAUACACCACCAUCAACAUCAACCACAAACACUGAUAACGACACCUAA